Messenger RNA from Teleopsis dalmanni, 1637 nucleotides. RefSeq names its product ataxin-10-like. Bases 85 to 1344 code for a protein of 419 amino acids. The transcript has 4 exons. Gene Ontology annotation, cellular component: cytosol. NCBI's taxonomy places the organism in Eukaryota, Metazoa, Arthropoda, Insecta, Diptera, Diopsidae. Gene Ontology annotation, biological process: neuron projection development. The record is from RefSeq and is a predicted model, not a curated record.
UAAAUUUAUUAAAGUUUUUAUAUUAUUCUACUUUAAACAUUUUUGAUAUAUAAUCAAAAAACAAGACUGCGUGUACUAAACAAUAUGGACGACGACGUGCUGGAAAUUAAAAAUAAAAUUACAACUUUAGUUAAUCUUGGAAAAAAUGACACCACUGAAGCAAUGACCAUUAUUAAAUUUCUACGUAAUAUUUGUGGUCGCGGGCUUCGAGUACAAAAUAUUAUAAUGGAAAACGAAGAACUACACAGCGUCUUACGGAAAAUAUUCCACAUAGAUUGUGAAGAAGAUUGGCCAGAAGAUGCACAAUUAAAAAAAAUGUCAUUACAAUUAUUAUCAAAUUUAAUUGUACAAAAUAGCAAUAAUCAGCAGUUAGUUUGGAAACGUUAUGGAGCCAUGAUUGUUGAAUCCUCUACAAACUGUCCAUUAAAUGAGUACCUAAACGUACAACUCAUGAUCUUAUACAAUAUAUACAUUGGUAAUACUCAAUCACUAACUGAUAUUGAAGUAUUAAAAAUAAUAUUGAAAAUUUGGGAUAAUAUAUAUACACAAAAAUAUGAAAAGGACGUUGAAUGUCUACAUUUCUUUUUUGAACAUAUUUUAGUGACUGCACCAAUGACUACAGCUAAAUGUUAUGAUAAAUUACAAAUUAAAGAACGCAUAUCAUUAUUGGAUUAUGUGCUUACUUAUAUAUCACAUAAAAAUCCCAAUGGCAGUAUAGACUUUAAGGUGCUACAAACAUUUUCGAAGAAAUUCAAACUCAAAGCCGAUACAUUCCUACGUGUAGCACAAACAAACGCAUCUGAUAAUCAUCCACGUGAAAUUUAUAUGUUACUGAAAGUAAUUGCCACCACCAGUGGUGAUGAAAUAUAUGCACCAUCUUAUAGUAAAGAUCACUCACUUUUUAUAAGUGCUUGCUAUUUACUGCGUAUAAUACUUGAUGCUGGUAAGAGCUCAGAACAGAAUAUUUUUACGCCAAUGAGCAAAUUGGAGGAGGUUGCUACGACAUCCAAUAUAUCUACUGACUUCGAAAAUGAAGUCAGUUAUGAACUGAAAACAUUACUUGUACGUACGAUAGCAAAUCUACUACAUGAGAAUCAACAAAACCAGGAAUACUGCAUAGACGUGCAACUUCUUCCUCUAUUGUUUGAGUGCACAAAUAUGGAUGCUCGUAAUCCUUUAAUGAAGGAAUGGAGUAUAAUUGCAAUUCGUAAUGCCUGCCUAGGUUGUACUAAGGCCCAAGAUAUCAUAGCCAAUCUUAAACAACAAAGUGUUGAACAAAAUGAUAGUGUCGUGGAAUUUGAAAAUGAGGCACGAUCCACCUAUAAAUGUGACUUCCACGAAUAAAAUGUUAUAUUUGUAGUUCGCAAGCAGGAGAUGUGCUUCUGAGUCUAUAUCAACACAUACCUAUCUACGCUUAUGUGUUUGACAAUGCCUAAAAUAAUUACGAUUGCCAAAAAUUUAUGGCGCAGCACUACACUUGGGAUAGCCUGCCAUUGGCACUCUUCAGUCUUAACAAGUGGUUUGCAAUUUUGACGUUUUCAUAGAUGAGCAUUUGCAGUUUCAUUAAAAUUUAAUUUGCAAAUGAAAGAAGAUGUGCGAAAAGUGUGUGUAUCUUACCCUGUGGUGAAAUUAUUUAA